Messenger RNA from Cylindrotheca closterium, 1284 nucleotides. NCBI's taxonomy places the organism in Eukaryota, Bacillariophyta, Bacillariophyceae, Bacillariales, Bacillariaceae. The record is from the annotation of a GenBank genome assembly.
AUGGAUGAAGAACUGACAUGGACAUGGAAGUUGGUGUCGCUACGAAUUUCAGUCCUUCUGAUUGCGAUGGCUCUGUUGGCAGACAUAGAAUUUUCAUUCAACAUCAAAAAUACCGCCACAACACUUCGAGGUCAUUCCACGAAUAAGACGCUUGACUUCCGAAGGCAUUAUUGGGUGCGAGCGAAAGUCAACAGAACUGAAAAUGCUACCAUCAAUGCCGUCUUGCAAGAUGCUAUCUUGUCAGAUAGUCGAGGGCGCUGUAUCCCAGGUCCCAAUCAACCUUUGGCCAAGCUCCACCACACAAGAAACCCGCUGGAUGAACCCAGAAUUGACCCGAGCGAGGCAGCGGCGGUAAGGGAAGUGGCUUGUGACUUUCAUGGUAGAUCCGAUGCCCACUUUCCACAUGCCAUGCAGCAGCUCUAUCGCUGUUUUUCGUACUGGCAGGAUUACCAUACCAAGGUCCCAUACUUGCUGAUGCCAACUGGAAAAGUGGAACAGAAGCUUAGCAACCAACCGUUUAUCGCUGGAAUGCUGGAUAUGUUUGAGUAUCAAAUGGACGUGGGGAUUAUCAUGAAGGACAUUUUCAAUCCGAAGGCACUUGACGAUCUCAUCAAACAGCCGCAUGUCGAUAUGCAGGCAUUCAAUUUGGUUGGCAACUUCAGCCUUCGCCAUGCAUACCACCUUCAUCACUAUGCCAAAAAGGAAUUCGAACUCAACGACACAAGUACUGACACCUGUAAGCAUUCAAAGCCUCGGAUAGCAAUUCUGAAUCGAGCUCCAAAUAGUAGACGAACCAUGUUGAAUGCUGAACACAUUGCGAACAUGACGGACAUGAAGGAACUCUCACGCAACAACACUGUCGAAGUAGCAUAUUUUGAAGGAUUAGACGUUCGCGAUCAAAUUGGUUUCUUUCGGUCAGUAGACAUACUGAUUUCGCCACAUGGUGCACAGCUAACAGGUGUCGCGUUUAUGAAUGCUCCUUGUUCCCAUGUGUUGGAGUUAUUUCCAAAGGCGUAUUCUCUUCCGGGAUUCUUUGGAAGCUUGGCUAUUGAGAGCGGCAAGGAUUACUCGUACUUUUAUAUGUCUGAGAACCCUCCCGAAGCCGAACAAGCCCACAACAAAACGGAACGAAAUCACGCAAGGGCUCAAGACUUAUGUCCCUCUACCGAUGUAAUGGUCGAUACCAUUCGCAAGCUUGUGGACGAAUGGAGGCAGUGCUGCAAUGUGAGAUGCGAGAAGCGGGACACGAAUCCCAUGAUGGCUGGAUGCCCUUCCAUCCACUGA